AUGGGCCCAACAAACACUGCUACCAAAGUUCUCCAAUUAGCAACGCAGGGACGCAAGCACACCUACAAUGGAGCACCCAUAGGGGGACACAUCUUGAGGAACCAUCGUUACUGCACGAGGAGGACCGGAGAACCCCCGUUAAUAAAUGGUUGGAUUCCUUUCAUUGGGAAGGCCUUAACUUUUAGGAAAGAUGCUUUCAAAUUCUUGAUAUCUCAGCAACGAAAAUUUGGAGAUAUUUUCACUGUACACAUUGCUGGUAGAUAUAUUACCUUUAUCAUGGACCCAUUCCAGUAUGUUUAUGUGAUCAGAAAUAGCAAGCAACUUGAAUUUUAUGAAUUUGCUGAUAAAAUGGCAUCAAGAACUUUUGGCUAUCCCUCUUUGUCAAAUUUCCCAAAUCUAAACGAAAAUCUGCAUCGAAUUUACCAAUACCUGCAAGGCAAGCCUUUGGACAUAAUUUCUGACCACAUGAUGAAAAAUCUCCAGCAUAUAUUUGAAUGGAAAUGCUCACAAGCAACAGAUUGGAAAACAGAAAAAAUGUACAAGUUCUGCAGCUUUCUAAUGUUUGAAGCCAGUUUUAUAACACUAUAUGGAAGAGAUCCUGCUGCAGAUGGCCACAAUGUUAUUAGUGAAAUCAGAGACAAAUUUACCAAGUUUGAUGCCAACUUUCCCUAUUUAGCUGCAAACAUACCAAUUGAGUUGCUAGGAGUUACCAAGAAGGUUCGGAAGGAGCUUAUACAUCAUUUUUUACUUCGGAACAUGGCAAAAUGGAUGGGAGGGUCAGAAGUGAUCCAAGCCAGAAAAGAUACAUUAGAGAAAUAUGAGCUGCUCCAAGAUUAUGACAAAGCAGCACAUCAUUUUGCCUUCCUGUGGGCCUCUGUGGGAAACACGAUUCCAGCUACAUUCUGGGCCAUGUAUUAUCUUCUGCGGCACCCAGAAGCUUUUGCAGUGGUGCGUGACGAAAUUGACCAUUUGCUGCAGUCAACAGGUCAAAAGAAAGGGCCUGGAUAUACCAUCCACCUCACCAGAGAACAAUUGGACAACCUAGUCUACCUAGAGAGUGCUUUAAACGAGAGUUUACGAAUGUGCUCGUCUUCCAUGAACAUUCGGAUCAGCCAAGAGGAUUAUAUUCUCAAACUUGGAGGAAAUCAGGAAGUCAGUUUGAGGAAAGGAGACUGGAUAGCUCUUUACCCUCAAAUUUUGCACAUGGACCCUGAGGUCUAUGAAGAUCCUGAGGUGUAUACGUUUGAUCGUUAUAUAGAGAAUGGCAAGAAGAAAACCACCUUCUACAAGGGGGGAAGAAAGCUGAAACACUUUCUGAUGCCUUUUGGCUCUGGAAUCAGCAUGUGUCCUGGCAGGUUCUUUGCAAUGAAUGAAAUGAAGCUGUUUCUGAUUUUAUUCUUGGCUCACUUUGACAUAGAACUAGUGGAAAAGAAGCCCAUAGGGCUCAACAACAGUCGUAUGGGCCUUGGUAUCCUCUUGCCAGACUCUGAUAUUGCCUUUCGUUACAAGAUAAGGUCUUUUUAG
Emys orbicularis (European pond turtle) is the source of this 1524-nucleotide messenger RNA. Its product is annotated as cytochrome P450 7B1. NCBI's taxonomy places the organism in Eukaryota, Metazoa, Chordata, Testudines, Emydidae. The coding region runs from base 1 to 1524 and encodes 507 amino acids. The transcript has 6 exons. Gene Ontology annotation, molecular function: heme binding; oxysterol 7-alpha-hydroxylase activity; iron ion binding. Gene Ontology annotation, biological process: bile acid biosynthetic process; cholesterol homeostasis. The record is from RefSeq and is a predicted model, not a curated record.